GGUCUAAUCUCUAAAGUCUGCAGGAAAACCUAACACCUCUACAACAAAGAGACAAAUAGUCCAGUUAAAUAUGAGCAAGGGAAAUGAAUAAACACUUCGCCAAAGAAGACAUUCAAGUGGCUAACAGACGCAUAAGGAAAUGCUUGGGAUCACUAGCCAUUAGAGUGAUGGAAAUCAAAACUACAGUGAGAUACCGUGUCACCCCGGCAUUACUGGCAUCAGUUGAAAAAAAAAAAAAAAAAUGUUGGAGAAGCCAUGGGGAGAUUGUAACUCUUGUGCACUGCUGGUGGGAAUGCAAAAUGGUAUAACCAUUUUGAAAAUGAUACUGCGCUUCCCCAGAAAGCUAAAAAUUGAAAUACCAUAUGAUCCAGCAAUCCCACUCCUAAGAAUAUAUCCUAGACAAAUAAUAGCCAUCAUAGGAACAGGCAUAUGCACACCCAUGUUCAGUGCAGCAUUGUUCACAAUAGCAAAAAGAUGGAAACAACGUAGAUGCCCAUCAGCAGAUAAAUGGGUAAACAAACUAUGGUAUAUACACACAACAGAGUACUGUGCUAUGAUAAAGAACAAUAAUGACUCUGCAAAGCAUCUCACAACAUGGAUGAACCUGGAAGGCAUUAUACUGAGUGAAAUAAGUCAAUCAGAAAAGGGCAAAUACUGUAAUAGAACACUACUAUAAAAACUCAUGAAAAGGUUUACACACAAAAAGGAACAAUCUUUGAUGGUUAUGAGGGAGGGAAAGAGUGGGAAUGGAAAAACACUAAAUAAUAGAUAAGUUGUACCUCUGGUGAAGGGUUAGACAGUACACAGUACUGGGGAAGUUGGCACAACGUGUAUAAUGCAAGAUCAUGGAAGCUCCAUAGACUCAUCCAAACUCCCUGAGGGACCAAAUUACUGGGCUCAGGGGUGUGGGGACCAUGGUCCUGGGGAACAUCUAACACAAUUGGCAUAACAUAGUUUAUAAAGAAAAUGUUCUACAUCCUACUUUGAUGUGUAGCUUCUGUGGUCUUACAAGCCUGUGAACGGCCAUUUAAGAUAUUCCACUGGUCUCACCUCUUUGGGAGCAAGGGAGAAUGAAGAAGACUAAGGCACAAGGGGAAGGUUAGUCCAAAGGACUUAUGGACCACAAGUACCACGGUCUCCACCAGACUGAGUCCAGUACAGUAGAUGGUGCUUGGCUACUACCCCUGACUGCUCUGACAGGGAUCACAACAGAGCUGGAGAAAAACGUUGAACAAAAUUCCUAACUAACAAAAAAAGACCAGACUUAUUGGCUUGACAGAGACUGGAGAAACCCGGAGAGUAUGGCCCAUGGACAGCCUUUUAGCUCAGUAAUGAAGUCACUCCUCAGGUUCACCCUUCAGCCAAAGGUUAAACAGGCCCAUAAAACAAAAUGAAACUAAAGGGGCACACUGGCCCAGGGGCAAGGACUAGAAGGCAGAAGGGGACUAGAAAGGUUGUAAUAGGGAACCCAAGGUUGAGAAGGGAGUGUGUUGACACGCUGUGGGGUUGUUAACCAGUAUCUUGAAAGAAUAUGCAUAUUUUUGCAUAGAUUUCAUCUCAAAUUAUGUACGUGAAUUCUCAAUGAAGUCCUGCUACCCAGAUCUCGUAAGCACUGUGGUCCAAUCAAAUUAAAGUUAUUAUCUUAGCAGUCUAUGGCUUUAGAGUCUAGCUAUGUGAAUCUGGGCAUGCCAUUUAACCUUUGGUACCUUAGUUUCCUCCUUUAUAAAACAGGUUUAAUAUCUGUUGGCAUUUCUUGGGGCUGCCAUAACAAAAUACUAUAAAUGGGGUUGAUUUAAAAAUAGGAAUUUAUUUUCCCACAGUUCUCAAGGCUGGAAGUUCAAAUUUAGGGUGUUAGCAAGGCUAUGCUAUCUCUCUAUUGGCUCUAGGGGAUGAUUCUUCCUUGUUUUCUUUAGUUUCUGUAGCCUGGAAUGUUUCUUGACGUUCCUUGGCUUGUAGAGAGAUUGUCACAUGCUGUUUUUCCUCUGUAUGUGACCGUCCUUCUCUUUUGUAAAAUGCCACUCAGACCGGAUGAGGAUGAAGACUCAGCCUACUCCAGUAUGAAUUCAUUAACUAAUAACAUCUGCAAAGAAAAACCCUUUUUCCAUAAACAAGGUCACAUUCACUGGUGCAGGGACUAGGAAUUCAGCAUAUCCUUUUAGGUGACAAAGCUUAAUCCAUAAGAAUAUUGACUUCUGUUGUUUCAUGGAAUUGUUGUGGACAUUAGAGAAGAUAAUGGAGUUAAAUAAGCAAAGUUUACUGUGUACCUGCUUGGAGAGAUAUGUAUUUCUAGAUUCUAGGGAAAUAAAAAUGGAAUAAAACAUAGUGCUUUUGUUAUUUAUAAUAUAGUGGGGAAGACAGUCUGUUUAUAAUCAGUUGUAGUAAAGGUGGUAUUGUUAGCUGCUGUCCAGUUGACCUGUGAUUCAUGCUGACCCCAUGUGCACAACAGGAUUGGACUGUUGUGAUCUACAGGGUUUUCAUUGGCUAAUUUUUUGAAGGUUGCCAGGCCUUUCUUCCUAGCCCGUCUUAGUCUGGAAGCAGCACUGAAACCUGUUCAGCAUCAUAACUACCUGUAAGCCUCAACUGAUAGACAGGUGGUGACUGUGCAUCAGCUGCAUGCAUUAUCUGGGAAUCGAACCCAGGUCUCCCACAUGGAGGGUGAGAAAUUUAAGACUGAACUAGCACUGCCCUCUUAUAAUAAGGUCUACUGUGAUAAAUGCUCAAAUACAAGCAUAAACAAAGAAUUAUGAGAAUCCAGAAAAAGGAGCUGUUUUGACUUGAGGCAGUGAGCCAAGGCUUCACCGAGGAGCCGGUCUCUGAUUUAAACCUGUUGCCUUUGGAGUCGAUUCCAACUCAUAGGAACCAUACAGGACUGAGUAGAACUGCCCCAUAGGGUUUAAAGCCCUGUGUAAAUGCCAAGGUGCUAUAUAAACACAGAUGUAAUGUUGUUCAGUUUUAUAUGUCGAACGUUUUACCACAAGCUAAUCUGACUGGAAACCACUUGGCUAUUUCUUCUGUUCCUUUUUUUCUUUUUUAUGUGUAGGUUCGACCUUACUAUUAAGUCUUUACUCUUACUUGUCCUGAUCCCUGGCUCUAGGCGUACUCUUAUUGUGUGGCAGUCAGUCUUUUUCUCUUCUGUGAAUGACUGAUUUUUGUGUUUUUUUUUUUUCUUUUUUCUUUUCCCCAAGGGAAAAGUUUUUAAUGUGUUUUAAUUUUUGAUAAUACAAUUAUUGCCUCCAGGCCGCCUUUUCAAAGACUCUGAAUUUCCAAGGAAACACCCAUUUUGCUAUUAUCCAGAUACAGUUAGACUGAGCUUUUAUGGUAGAACAUUUUGUUCUAUUUGCUCUCAUUUUUUUUUAAUAGACAAAGAUAAACAGCUUAAACAGAUACCCAUCUCUGGUUGCUGCUUCUAACAAUAAUAUUUAGCAGCCAGUGAAUAUUCUGCAAGUGCCUUUCUCAGAAAGGCUGCAUUAAGUAAACAAUCAGUAAAUAUUUUGGAUGACUGAUUGAUGAUAGAAUUUAAAGCUAGCCAAGUGUCCUAUCAGGCUAAAACAUUGUUUUUCUGUUUUGGUAAAUAAUACUCAUCUUGGUUAGACAGAUCUUAUCAGAAACAGUGUUAGUAUUUCAUACCAAACAUAUUUUUAUAAAGCUCAUGAGAGCUAAAAAUAAUAAAUUUUGAACUGAUUAAAUCAUAUUUCAUUAGUGUUUAUUUGACAUAUAUUUUGAUUUAUUUCCAAAUCACAAGUUAUACUGUAUCCUGUGUUUUGAAGAGUGGUAGCUGUUGUGGAGUAUUCCACUCAGUCAGCAUGUACAGUAAAUCUUAUUUUGUUUUUGCUGUUGAACUCUUAGCCACAGAUUGAAUUGAUACUUGAAAACAUACUUAAAUCCUUGGCUACCAAAUGAAGAUUUAAUUACAGGUGUUUUGUGAGAUUUACGCAAAUAUUUGGUGGUUUCUGUAUCAGGAACCACUGUAAUUUGAGGUGUCAUUUCCUUUGCAGACUUCAGCACCAGUAGUCUAAGGGAUGUAGCCAUUUCUAACACUCUUGUCUGGGUCCACAGAAGAGUCAGUUGGCUACUAUAUACAUAUUUCAGAUUCGGGUGUUUUCUCGAAUUACCUUGCUUCCGUAAACAACCAUGCAUCAUCAGAAUCACCAGAAGGUAAACUUCUACAGGGUAGAGAUUUUAUCUUUCUUAGUCUAUUUCCAGUUUAUAGAACAGUGCUUGGCAUAUAAUAGUUGUUCAGUAAAUUAAUUGUUGAAUUAAUUACCAUCAGCUCUGACAUCACCAUCAGUACUCCCACUGCUCAUAUACAUACUGACACAUAAGACCUGGAUCCUGUUCUCUAACAAAUGGCCUUCUGUUCCCUCUGUUAUUCCAUCCUUUAUGUCUCAGACUAGAGAUUUCCUCUGUUCAUUCAUCAAUGACCUACUAUUUCCUUAUAUAAUAAUAGCAGUAGCAGUAACAAUGAAGAUGAUGUUGAUUGCUAGUAUUUUUAAGUACUAGCUGUGUGGUAUGUCAAAGGUUAUUAAAAUAGUGUUUAUUAAUCACUAUGUCUAUAUGCAUUGUAUCACUUAAUCUUAACAGCAGAAUAUGAGAUAUUUUAUCUUGGAGAAAAACUACAGCUCAGAGAAAUUAGGUAACUUUACCAAAAUCAUAACAAAAUCAUAACAUGGGGCAGAAUCAGGCCUCAGUUCUUGUUUUUCUGGUGCCAAAGGCUAUGAGAUUAUCAAGUUUAGUUUUCUCCAUGAUGACUUUUUCAGUAUAUCUGAUAGUUUAAUGUCCAGCAAAGGGGUUCUCAUUCUCUAGAAGACACUUAAUUCCACUGCUAGACUGUAAUUAUUAAUGAUUCUUCCUAAUAUUAAGGAAAUAUUGAUAUAUUUCCUGUAACUUCUCAACUAUUAUGUCUUAACAAAGCUGCCAGAAAUCUCCAGGAUGGAAUGACUCUAUUUCAAGUGGCUAUAUUUAACACAUUCUAUUUAAUAUACGUUAUAUGUAUAAACAACAUUUGCCUGGCUGUAAGCAAGAAAUCUCUUUUCAGUUUUGUCAGCCUGGCGGGUGGCAGCUGUCCAGAGAGAGGAAGCAGCCAACGUUCUUUGUGGUAGUCCUGACAGAUAUUGACUCGGAUCGUCAUUACUGCUCAUGCCUAACCUUCUAUGAGGCAGAGAUCAAUCUCCAGGGAACAAAGAAGGAAGAGAUUGAAGGUGAAGAGGAAGUGUCUGGUUUAAUUCAGCCUGCAGAAGUGUUUGCUCCUAAAAGUCUGGUGUUGGUAUCCAGAUUAGAUUAUCCAGAAAUUUUUAGGGCUUGCCUGGGUUUGAUCUAUACUGUAUAUGUGGACAGUCUGAAUGUCUCCUUAGAAAGCCUCAUUGCAAACCUUUGUGCAUGCCUUGUCCCCACGGCUGGAGGGUCUCAGAAGCUCUUUUCCUUGGGUGCAGGAGAUAGACAACUGAUCCAGACUCCUUUACAUGAUAGUCUUCCUGUCACAGGCGCUAGUGUGGCUCUUCUGUUCCAGCAGUUGGGAAUUCAAAAUGUCCUCAGCCUCUUUUGUGCAGUCCUCACAGAAAAUAAAGUUCUUUUCCAUUCUGCAAGUUUCCAGAGACUUAGUGAUGCGUGUAGAGCCCUGGAAUCUUUAAUGUUUCCUCUUAAGUAUAGUUAUCCUUAUAUUCCCAUUCUCCCGGCUCAGCUACUGGAGGUUCUGAGUUCCCCAACGCCUUUCAUUAUUGGAGUACAUUCUAUCUUUAAAACUGAUGUCCAUGAACUUUUAGAUGUAAUCAUAGCAGAUUUGGAUGGAGGCACUAUUAAAAUUCCUGAAUGUAUUCACCUCUCCUCCCUCCCAGAACCACUUCUACAUCAGACCCAAGCAGCUCUUUCUUUGAUUUUACACCCAGAUUUGGAAGUAGCAGAUCAUGCUUUUCCCCCUGCACGAACAGCUUUAUCCCACUCAAAAAUGCUGGAUAAAGAAGUACGAGCAGUUUUCCUUAGAUUAUUUGCGCAGCUUUUCCAAGGAUAUAGGUCAUGCCUACAACUUAUAAGAAUUCAUGCAGAACCAGUAAUACAUUUUCACAAGACAGCUUUCUUGGGGCAGCGUGGUUUGGUUGAGAAUGAUUUCCUCACUAAAGUACUCAAUGGAAUGGCAUUUGCAGGUUUUGUUUCAGAAAGAGGUCCUCCUUAUAGAUCCUGUGAUCUCUUUGAUGAGUUGGUAGCCUUUGAAGUAGAGCGAAUUAAAGUAGAAGAAAAUAACCCAUUGAAGAUGAUAAAGCAUGUCAGAGAACUUGCUGAGCAACUAUUCAAAAAUGAGAAUCCAAACCCUCACAUGGCAUUCCAGAAAGUGCCACGCCCAACAGAAGGAUCCCACUUGCGAGUUCAUAUUCUUCCCUUCCCAAAGAUUAAUGAAGCCCGGGUUCAGGAAUUAAUACAGGAAAGUCUUGCUAAGAACCAGAAUGCACCACCUGCUACGCGAGUGGAAAAGAAAUGUGUUGUGCCAGCAGGUCCACCUGUUGUUUCGAUAACGGAUAAGGUGAUGACAGUUUUCAACAGUGCGCAGAGACUGGAAGUUGUUAGAAACUGCAUCUCAUUUAUAUUUGAAAAUAAAACUUUGGAGACUGAAAAGACACUUCCUGCUGCCCUAAGAGCCCUGAAAGGAAAGGCAGCAAGACAGUGUCUUACAGAUGAAUUGGGUUUACAUGUCCAGCAAAACCGGGCAAUAUUAGACCAUCAACAGUUUGACUACAUAAUAAAGAUGAUGAACUGUACUCUACAGGAUUGUUCAAGUUUAGAAGAAUAUAACAUUGCUGCAGCAUUACUCCCUUUGACCAGUGCUUUCUAUAGGAAACUUGCCCCUGGAGUCAGCCAGUUUGCUUACACCUGUGUACAGGACCACCCCAUUUGGACUAAUCAGCAGUUUUGGGAGACAACCUUUUACAAUGCUGUACAGGAACAGGUUCGCUCCCUGUGUCUCUCUGCCAAGGAAGACAAUCAUGCUCCACAUCUGAAGCAAAAGGAUAAGCUUCCCGAUGACCAAUUUCAGGAAAAGACAGCAAUGGACCUUGCAGCCGAGCAGCUCCGCCUUUGGCCUACUCUUAGCAAGUCAACACAGCAGGAGUUGGUUCAGCGUGAGGAAAGCACUGUCUUCUGUCAGGCCAUUCACUUUGCAAACCUCAUGGUCAACCUACUGGUUCCACUAGACACAAGUAAAAACAAGCUCCUAAGAACAUCGGCCCCAGGUGACUGGGAAAGUGGAAGCAACAGCAUUGUCACAAACAGUAUUGCAGGAAGUGUAGCUGAGAGCUAUGAUACAGAAAGUGGAUUUGAAGAUUCAGAGAAUAAUGACAUUGCCAAUUCUGUUGUGCGUUUCAUUACCCGAUUUAUUGACAAGGUUUGUACGGAGAGUGGAGUUACCCAGGAUCACAUCAAGAGCCUUCAUUGCAUGAUACCAGGAAUUGUAGCUAUGCACAUUGAAACCCUAGAAGCAGUGCAUCGAGAGAGCAGAAGACUUCCGCCAAUACAGAAGCCCAAGAUUCUUAGACCUGCACUGCUGCCAGGAGAAGAAAUUGUUUGUGAAGGUCUUCGAGUCCUGCUGGAUCCUGAUGGAAGAGAAGAAGCCACUGGAGGCCUUCUUGGAGGCCCUCAGCUCCUGCCAGCAGAAGGAGCCUUGUUCCUCACCACAUACAGAAUUCUGUUCAGGGGAACUCCCCAUGAUCAGCUAGUUGGUGAGCAGACAGUUGUGCGGAGCUUUCCCAUUGCCUCCGUCACCAAGGAGAAGAAGAUCACAAUGCAGAACCAGGUACAGCAGAAUAUGCAAGAAGGACUGCAGAUCACAUCAGCAUCUUUUCAGUUGAUUAAAGUAACAUUUGAUGAAGAAGUGAGCCCAGAAGUAGUAGAGAUCUUUAAGAAACAGCUGAUGAAGUUCCGGUAUCCUCAGUCCAUUUUCAGCACCUUUGCUUUUGCUGCUGGACAAACUACCCCACAGAUAAUUUUACCCAAACAGAAGGAAAAGAAUACCUCCUUUCGCACCUUCUCAAAAACAAUUGUGAAAGGUGCCAAACGAGCAGGGAAAAUGAAAAUUGGGCGGCAGUAUUUAUUGAGGAGAAGGACAGGGACAAUUGUAGAAGAGAGAGUGAAUCGUCCUGGAUGGAAUGAAGAAGAUGAUAUAUCUGUUUCAGAUGACAGUGAACUCCCCGCAAGUACUACCCUGAAGGCUUCUGAGAAGUCUACAAUGGAACAGUUAGUGGAAAAAGCUUGUUUCAGAGACUAUCAACGAUUAGGUUUGGGAACCAUAAGUGGCAGCUCUUCCCGCACAAAACCGGAGUAUUUUCGAAUCACUGCCUCCAACAGGAUGUAUUCACUCUGCCGGAGCUAUCCUGGCCUUCUAGUCGUACCUCAAGCUGUACAAGACAGUAGUUUACCAAGAGUAGCCCGCUGCUAUCGACACAAUCGCCUGCCUGUCGUAUGUUGGAAGAACUCAAGAAGCAGCACCCUGCUUCUCCGAUCUGGAGGAUUCCAUGGGAAGGGAGUAGUUGGUCUUUUCAAAUCUCAGAACUCUCCUCAGGCAGCUCCUACCUCUUCUUUAGAAUCUUUCAGUAGCAUAGAACAAGAAAAGUACUUGCAAGCCUUACUGAGUGCAGUUUCAGUCCAUCAGAAACUCAAUGGUAACAACACCCUUACUGUCAAGCCAGCACUUGCUCUAUCUCCAGGGACUGAAAGGAGAACUUCAAGAAUGUCCACUGUGCUUAAGCAGGUAGUGCCAGGACAUUUGGAUGUAAACCCAUCCAAUAGCUUUGCUCGAGGAGGUGUGUGGGCAAGUUUUCGGUCUAGCACUCGCUUGAUCAGCUCUCCAACAUCCUUCAUUGAUGUUGGCGCCCGGCUGGCAGGCAAGGAUCACCCGACCUCCUUUAGUAACAGCACCUACCUACAAAACCAGCUCUUGAAACGCCAAGCAGCCCUUUACAUAUUUGGUGAAAAGUCACAACUAAGGAACUUCAGGUUAGAAUUUGCGUUAAAUUGUGAGUUUGUUCCUGUUGAAUUUCAUGACAUCCGACAAGUGAAAGCCAGCUUUAAAAAACUAAUGAGGGCUUGUAUACCAAGUACCAUCCCUACUGACUCGGAAGUGACCUUCCUGAAAGCCCUUGGAGACUCUGAGUGGUUCCCACAGCUUCACAAGAUAAUGCAGCUGGCUGUGGUUAUAUCAGAAGUACUUGAGAAUGGUUCCUCAGUUUUGGUCUGUUUGGAAGAAGGCUGGGAUAUCACUGCACAAGUGACAUCCCUGGCUCAGUUACUCAGUGAUCCCUUUUAUAGGACACUUCAAGGCUUCCGGAUGUUGGUCGAAAAAGAGUGGCUGUCUUUUGGUCAUAAAUUCAGUCAGCGGAGCAGCUUGACCCUCAGCUCUCAGGGUAGUGGUUUUGCUCCAGUCUUCUUGCAGUUCUUAGACUGUGUACACCAGGUUCACAACCAGUAUCCAACUGAGUUUGAAUUCAAUCUAUAUUACUUGAAGUUCUUGGCUUUCCACUAUGUGUCUAAUCGCUUUAAAACAUUUCUUCUGGAUUCAGACUAUGAUAGAUUAGAGCACGGAACUUUAUUUGAUGAUAAAGGAGACAAGCAUGCCAAAAAAGGGAUUUGUAUCUGGGAGUGUAUUGAUAGAAUGCAUAAGAGGAGUCCUGUUUUCUUUAAUUAUUUAUAUUCACCAAUGGAAAUAGAGGCCCUGAAGCCCAAUGUAAAUGUCUCCAGCCUCAAGAAGUGGGAUUACUAUAUAGAGGAGACCCUGUCCACAGGACCUUCAUAUGACUGGAUGAUGCAGACCCCUAAGCACUUCCCCUCUGAGGACACUGAACUGGCCAGAGGAGCUAGGCCCCAGAGUCAGAGGAGAACAGUGUGGCCAUGCUAUGAUGACGUCAGCUGUACUCAGCCCGAUGCUCUCACCAGCCUUUUCAGUGAAAUUGAAAGACUGGAACAUAAAUUGAACCAAACCCCUGAGAAGUGGCAGCAGCUGUGGGAAAGGGUAAAAGUGGACCUGAAAGAAGAACCAAGAGCAGACCAUCCCCAGAGACACACUUCGGGCUCCCCAGGAAUUGUGUCUACCAACCUACCUUCCUAUCAGAAGCAGUCUCUGCUGCACCUCCCAGACAGCAGCAUGGGGGAGGAGCAGAACGCCAGCAUCCCGCCAUCCAACGGAGUGGACCGGAGAGCAGCCACACUGUACAUCCAGUACACGUCCAAGAAUGAUGAAAACAGGUCCUUUGAGGGAACUCUUUACAAAAGAGGAGCUUUGCUGAAAGGUUGGAAACCCCGUUGGUUCGUUUUGGACGUAACAAAACAUCAGCUGCGUUACUAUGACUCGGGCGAGGACACAAGCUGUAAAGGCCACAUUGAUCUGGCUGAAGUGGAAAUGGUCAUCCCUGCUGGCCCCAGCAUGGGAGCUCCAAAGCACGCGAGUGACAAGGCUUUCUUUGAUCUCAAGACCAGCAAACGUGUGUAUAACUUCUGUGCCCAGGAUGGACAAAGUGCCCAGCAAUGGAUGGACAGGAUCCAGAGCUGUAUCUCUGAUGCCUGAUGCCUGUAGUCAAUCCAAGCAGAAGAGAGAGACUUAUGCUGCCAGAUAGAAAAGAGGAACACGAAUUCUCGUGGAGCAGACAGCUUCCUUUGGGUUCUGAUGAAUCAUCCCAGGGCCUGAGGCUCUCCUGCCCAGUCUUACCCAGUUCCCCUCUUUCAGCUGUAGCUGAGUCUACUUAACCUGCAUGGGUGUGUCACACAGGUCUGGUCUUGCGCCCCAGGCACUCCCUGUAUCUUGCACUAAAUUGUUCUAACAGGGUCUUAGUGAUUAGGGAUCAGAAGAAUGCCUCCUGAGCCACUUGUCAUCCAUCCUCUAGGCAAAAUCACUACCACUCACUUGGGUCCUUCUUCAUGAACACUAGAUCCUUUUUAUUCUCCAAGAUUAUGAUUUCGUUGGGGAGUUUUUUGGCAAACAAAAAUAAAAACCCUCCAGGAUCACCCUACAUUCUACACAGAAUGGGUUUCCCAUCAGAGGCACCUACCCUUACUGCCUGACCUUAGAGAUGCUCAGUUCUCUGGUGCUGCCAAAACUUGCUUCCAUAAUCCCUGCUGUUCCCCUGGGGUUCACAGUGAGAGGCCUCGGUGCUCCGUGGCAGGCAGCGGGAGAGCACAGGACUAUCCUGAUGGAAAAGGUGGUCCAGGGAGUGAUGCUGCAAUCAGUGACCAGGCCAAUGCUGCUUCCAGAACACUACAUUCUCUAGACCCGAGGUGCUCUGAGGAUGCAGGGCCUUGUGCUCCAGUGUUUUCUUCUGCUCCCUGUCAGCUUCCUAUACAAAAUAACAUGCAAAAAGCUGAAUGCACUAACUCAUGAAACAAACACUUGCACUGAACUUCGAAUGAAGGGAAGACAGAGGCCAGCUAUUUGUGACUACAUGACACCUGCAGCAGGGCUGUGUAGACUAGUCAGACUGUGGUAUGAUUGGACACCAAAACACUAUUCUGCACAAGAAAAGUAAGAAUUGCUUUUAGAUUUUCUUUACUUUUGAUAACCUUGUGUUCGUUUAGCUUAGGAUCUGAGGGAUGGUGUUUGCUCACAGUGAACAGAAACAGCACCUCUGCUAUAGCCACUGGCGCCAGCUGGAGUCAUUGUAGCUAGAUCACUGCAUUUCUUUUGAAAUGUUAAUAUGUUAAAUAUCAAACUAAUAUUUCAAAAAUGUGUAUAUAUGAUUUCUAUAUCCUUGUUUUUCAGCCUGCUUAUAAUUUAAUAUAAAAUUAACUAAGCCGGUUCAUAAGACUUCAGUAACGAAACUAUUCCCUUUUUUAAAAAUAAAAAACCACUUUGUCUUUUUAGAUUAAAAAUAAAUCAGAUUUUUAAAUUUAAAAUUAUCCACACACUAGGAAAUAGGAUUGUGUUAAUAUAUAAGAAAUUGGGAGAUAAGAAUGAAGGACUUUUCUAUCGUUUUCAUUUUAUAAAUUGCCACCUGUGAAAAUAGUUUUUGCACAUUAUUUGUAUUUUUCUUUGUAUAUGAAAUAAUUUUUUUGUAUUUUGUAAAAUACGGAGCCCAUUGUACCUUCAGCUAUUUGAGACGGCACAAACACAGUGCUUCUUUUGUAACUGGAUUCUUUUAAUGUUCGUAGAGGCGUUACAUGCCUUCACUAACCACCGUGAAUUAAAUUUAUUCCUUAAGAAAAGCGUCCCUCACUUACUGUGCAGUGAGGUUCCUUCUACAGUGCACGGCGCUCAGGAGGGCCGCGUGGGUUAGGUACUACACACACCGCUACGGAGUUUACGUAGGGAACCUGCGCCCAAGCUCCUGGUUCCUGCCACCAGGCCCACCCUCUGCCUCUGCUAAGCCCUGCGAGAUUGGCUAAGUCCCUUACCUCUUCUGGGUCGUAGUUUCACCACUUCGGUAUGUGGCAAUUUGUGAAAAUUUUAGUCAUGAGAAGGUGAACUCUGGUUGGGUUUCAGAUUUUUCUGCCUCAGGGAAUUGUUAAUAGCACAAAGGAACAAUCGGUGAUUUCAGUUCUGGAUGACACUUCCUCUAGUUAAGCCCUUGGAGUUUACCUCGGGAACUUUGGCCACGUCAAGUUGUGUAGACAACAGUGAAUCUGAGUCUUCAUCUCAGGGCUGAAUCUCUAAAUCCUUUGACAUCCAGGAGCCCUCUCUGAGCCACAUAGGAGGGCCCCCAAGAGCCACUGAAACUCAAGGUGAGGUCAGUGACACAACCCCUCCUUGAGCCUUCAGGUUUCCUCAGUCUGUUAGCCAUCUCCACAACUUUCUGUGGGUCGAGCCCCGUUGGCUCACCCUCUGUCCCUGCCAGUCAUUACUGGCCUUAUAUAAUAUAUCCAUUCCAGCAUGUUCAUUUUCAUCAGCUUUUUUUAACUUCUCCCUCUACCAUCGCCAGAAAAGCUCAGGUAUUUACACUUUGCCGACAAUUGGCCAUCACUUAUUCCAGAUUUUGAAGAGUCACCCCAGCAGAGUCUGCCCCAUUCCCUGAUGUGCUAGCUGGAGCAUUAAAUCUUGUGUCCCAAGAAAGUGCCCCCAACUCAAUGAGUCCUCCCUUACCUAAUCUUACAUUCCAGCCCCCCUAAUUAAGCACUCUUAAAGCCCAGUCCCAGGAGUACUGCCCUGGCCCCUGGCUCCUACCAGAAUACAUAAUGGUUAAAUCUUACCAUUCUUUAGGGGUAUGGUCUGUUUUCUCCUUUAUCAGGCCCAGUAUGUCCUCAGCCAGAUUAUUCUGGAAUUCAACCCAAUAUCAUCCUGCAGUCAGGAAAGAAGAAGGGAGGGGUGGGGGAGGACCCGUUGCCUUGCAUGGGUGAGGCCUCUGUAGCGUCAUUCAGCACAGCAGAGGUAGUAGCUCUUACUGGGAAGGGUGGGCCAUCUCUGCAAGCCCAGGGAGUCAAGGAGGCAGCAGUACCAACAUCCUCAGGGAUAUCUAUCCUGGUGGCUCUAUCUCAUGUUUCAGGGUUCCAGAUUUUCCCCCACCAGGACCCUGGACUUCACACAACUGCCUUACUGAGCAUGCAAACAUCGCUGGACCUCUGCCCCUCUAACCAUUAGAUGUUAAGCCUGCCACUCAGUUACAUCUGUUCUUCCACUGUAAGAGAUAAGGGCUAUUUGUAAGCUAUUUAGCCAUUAACUCCUUGUUAAUGGCUCUCAGUCUCUCAUUAUCCCUCUGCAAGGCUUCAAUACAAUUUAGCAGUAACCAACUCUUCAUAGGCAUUAUUUCCUCCAUACUGUGCAAAUGCCUGAAUUGUCACACCUGUCACAGCAUCCUCUUCAAAUAAAUUUUCCCAGGUCACCACCAGAGCAAUAUUUAGCAUUUGAGCUGCUAUUUUGUGCCUGGACUGUGACCCACCAUCAGCCAAGAGGCACCCUCCUCACCUGCCUUCUCUGAGACAGUCACACAUCCCCAUCGUUCCGCUUGUUUCCUCAGACCACGGUCAGUACCAUUAGUUAUUUCCGGUCCUUCAAGAAGUAAGCACCAAGACAAGAUUAGAUAUGCAGGAAAUGUAUAGGGGAAACACCUAUGAGGAAAAUGGGAUGGGAGCUAUGAUAGGCUGCAAGGGCUGUCAGACCAUGAUGCAGGUCUGACCCCUGUGAAGGACAGAGGGAAGGAAGGAAGGUUUGGUGGGAAGAGGACUGCAGUACAGAUCUAAGAAAGUUUGGCAAGUCCAGUGUGGAUUCCAUGUGCCAAAAUUGCCUGUCGGGGAUUCUGCAUUGCCCAAGAAUGGACCUGCUUUACUCAUUGUUUGGGAACAGCCAUGGGCCUUCACAAAAACACUGUACUGGUUAUCACAGCAGCUGGGACCAUCAGUCAUUUACUGUCCCUACAGUCUGAGAGGUACCUUUUUAUGGCCACCACUAAAGGUCUAGGGGGUUUGUAUCUUUUUUGGAGUUCUAGACUCAAAAGUCAGAGAUGUUAGCAUUUUCUACCUGAGACCAAUGUACAUGGUGACUUCUGGCUCUGUCACUUACUAGCUUCCUGCCCUCAGGUGGUUCCUAACUUCUCUGAGUCUCAUUUCUUCACCUAUAAUAUUGGGGUAAGGAAUGAGAUGAUACAUAUGAAGGUACCCAGCAAAAAACGGAUUCUCAAUAACUUGUUGGUUGAAUCAGAUUUAUUCAAUAAAUAUGUAAUAAACCCUAAUGCAUGCUGAGCAUUGUACUGAUUCCAAGGAGUCUCUCAGUGAGUAAAAUACAGUUUAAGACCCAAAAGCUCACAGCCUAAAGCAGAGACAGAUCAUUUGUGGUAGGCAAAAUAAUGGCUCCCCAAAGAUGUCCACAACCCAACCCUUGGAAUUUGUGAAUGUGUUCUGUUACAUUCAAGGAGAAUUAGGUUGCAGAUGAAAUUAAAGUUGCCGAUCAACUGACCCUGAGGUGGCGAGAUUACCUUGCAUUAUCCAGGUGGCCCCAGUGUCACCACAAGGGACCUUAUAAGUGGAAGAAGGAGGAAGGAGGUCAGUGAUGCAAUGUGAGAAAGACUAGACUAGUUAUUGCUGGCUUUGAGGAUGAAAGGGAUCCACGAGCCGAGGAAUGUAGCCAGCCUGUAGAAGCUGGAAAAGGCAGGAAAACAGACGCCCCUAGAAUCUCCAGAAAAGAACACAGCCCUGCUGUCAUGGAUUGAAUUAUGUCCCCCAAAAAAUGUGUGUAUCGAUUUGGCUGGGCCAUGAUGUCCAGUAUUGUGUGGUUGUCCUCUAUUUUGUGAUUGUAAUUUUAUGUUAUAGAGGAUGGGAUUGUAACACCCUUACCCAGGUCACAUUCCUAAUCCAAAGGAAAGGGAAGCAAGCAGAGUUGGGGAACUCGUACCACUGAGAAAGCAAUGCCCGGAGCAGAGCGCGUCCUUCAGACCUGAGGUUCCUGUGCUGAGAUGCCUCCAGACCAAGGGAAGACUGAUGACAAGGACCUUCCUCCAGAGUUAGCAAAGAGAGCCUUCCCCUGGAGCCGGCACCUUGAAUUCUGACUUCUAGCCUACGGGACUAUGAGAGAAUAAACUUCUCUUUGUUGAAGCCAACCACUUGUGGUAUUUCUGUUAUAGCAGCACUAGAUGACUCAGACGCCUGCCAACACCUGGAUUUUUUAGACCCACGUCAGACUUUCUGACCUCCAGAAAUGUAAGAUAAUAAAUUUGAGUUGUUUUAAGCAACUGAGUUUGUAGUAAUGUGUUAUAGCAGUAAUAGGGAACUCUUACAGUAUUAUACGAAUGAGCUACAGUGUGAUAUAUGCAAUGUACAGGACGCAGGAGCCCAGGACAAGGAGGCUGGCUGUGGCAUGUCCCAGAAGGGGCACGAAGGAGGCAAGGGGACAGAGGUGCUAUGGGAGGUGAGGGCUGAUGGAGCUGAGCUGGGCAGGGAGCUGCUGCAAGGAUUUGAGGGAAGAUACGCACCUGCAAGUACACAGUCCUAUGCUCACACAAAUACACAGACAAGGCAUGCAUGUACACACAUGUAAACAUGCACAUAUGCCCACUCCAGUGACACAGGCAUUUAUACACACACUCAGAAGCAGGCCCACCCCCAGUGCCUGGAUUCUGCCUGUCUUUGGUACCGUCUAUUUAACAUCCAUGGAGCCCCAGUGGUGCAGUGGUUAAGCACUUGGCUGCUAACCAGAAUGCCAGAAGUUCAAAUUCACCAGCUGCUACUUGGAAAGCCUAUGGGGCAGUUCUGCUCUGUCCUGUAGGAUCACUGUGAGUUGGAAUCAACUCUAUGGCAACAGGCUUAUUAACAUCCGUAUUUCCUGCGGCAGUUGAGUUCAGCAGGUGGGGCUAUGGCCCCUUCAGCUGCCGUCACUAGCCGUGACCUGGGCAGGGAGGAUAGUGGGACCCUGAGCCUCACUAGUAGGAGGCAGCUGGAAAUGGCUUCACUGCCCAGGGUAAGCCCUGACUAUGCAUGUGUUCACCCAAAACCAUAGUGUGCCCAUCCUUCCGUACAUUUAUCUGUUCAUCACUCGUUAGCAUACACUUACUGACAUGUGCUCUGUACUAGCCCCUGUUCUGGGCACUUGGGACCCUGUAUUAGUCUCUAGGGCUACCAUAACAAAGCACCACAAACUGGGUGCCUUAUAAGAACAGAAAUGUAUUGUCUCAGAGUUCUAGAGCCUAAAAGUCUGGAUUCAAGGUAUUGGCAAGGCCAUGCUCU
Loxodonta africana (African savanna elephant) is the source of this 16614-nucleotide messenger RNA. RefSeq names its product SET binding factor 2 (gene SBF2). The record is from RefSeq and is a predicted model, not a curated record. The transcript is spliced from 40 exons. Gene Ontology annotation, molecular function: guanyl-nucleotide exchange factor activity. Gene Ontology annotation, cellular component: membrane; cytoplasm. NCBI's taxonomy places the organism in Eukaryota, Metazoa, Chordata, Mammalia, Proboscidea, Elephantidae. The coding region runs from base 4988 to 10540 and encodes 1850 amino acids.